This is a messenger RNA of Scatophagus argus, 3529 nucleotides long. RefSeq names its product cysteinyl leukotriene receptor 1 (gene cysltr1). Bases 356 to 1384 code for a protein of 342 amino acids. Gene Ontology annotation, biological process: G protein-coupled receptor signaling pathway. Gene Ontology annotation, cellular component: plasma membrane. The record is from RefSeq and is a predicted model, not a curated record. Lineage: Eukaryota; Metazoa; Chordata; Actinopteri; Scatophagidae. The transcript is spliced from 2 exons. Gene Ontology annotation, molecular function: leukotriene receptor activity.
CUCCUCCUCCCACCACCACUGCGACAUCUGGCUGAUGAGGCAGAGAGGUGGAAACACACACUGAAGCAGCGCUGCUGUUUCCUGCUGUCAGCCAGGAAAGAGAUAAACGGACUGAACCGCUCUGCUACCAGACAGGAAUUAAGCGAGUCUGUACAUCAGCAGAACAAUCAGGUCAUCUCGGAAACAAUCUGCCACUUUACAGUCAUCAUGCUCUGCUGAGCUCUGUGUUUUCUUCGUGAUACAGUUUUUGGGCGCCGACCUGAAAGCAGUUUUUUUUGAGGGUUUUUUUUUUUGACAUUCUCUCUCACACAGCCACACGUUAUCGCUCUCACAGCAGCUGCAGGUGUGGACACGAAUGGAGCAAAUAAAUGUGACAGACAGCAACUUGACUGAUUGUCCAUCCAUCGAUGACUUUCGUAACCAGGUUUACUCCACAUCCUACUCCAUCAUCACUGUGUUUGGCCUGGCAGGGAACGGCUUCGCCUUGGCGUUGUUAAUCAGAACCUGCUGCCAGAGCUCACCCUUCCAUGUAUACAUGGUGAACCUGGCCGUGUCCGAUCUGCUGUGUGUCAUGACGUUGCCACUGAGGGUCCUUUACUAUGUCAAGAAGGGCCAGUGGAACUACGGGGACUUCCUCUGUCGCAUCAGCUCCUAUUCCCUCUAUGUAAACCUCUACUGCAGUAUUUACUUCAUGGCUGCCAUGUCCAUCACACGUUUCUUAGCCAUAGUCUUCCCUGUGCAGAACAUGUGGCUGGUGACAGAGAACCGUGCUCGCCUGGUGUGCGCGGGCAUCUGGGUGUUUAUCUGUCUUUCAUCCUCACCCUUCCUGAUGUCUGGCCAGCUUGUUGACCCCAUCACAAAUAAAACCAAGUGCUUUGAGCCUCCAAAUGAUCAAGGUGCACAUAGACUAUUAGUGUUAAACAAUGUGUCUCUGGUACUGGGCUUUGUCCUUCCCUUCCUGGUCAUCCUGCUCUGCUAUGCCGGAAUCGUCCGUGCCCUGCUGUCUCGCAACCACGCCUCCCGACGCCAGCGGGGCACAGACACCAGAGCCAUCCGAAUGAUUGUCAUCGUCCUGCUGACGUUCCUAAUCAGCUUCAUGCCAUAUCACGUGCAGCGCACCAUCCAUCUGAGCGUCCUGUCCCGAGCUGACACCACCUGCUCAGAGCGGGUUGCCAUGCAGAAGUCUGUGGUGGUGACUCUGUGCCUGGCUGCUGCCAAUUCAUGCUUUGAUCCACUCCUUUAUUUUUUCUCUGGAGAGGGUUUCCGCAAUCGCUUGUCCUCCCUGCGCCAAUCAGUGAGGGGCAGCAGCCUAAACCAUACAGCCAAGCAAAGGCCUACAAAUGGCUCAGAGACUGGGGAAAACUAUCAGCUGAAGGCCUGUUAACUUGUACCAUGUGGAUGGGGUCAUCAAACAAGCAGCCUUUGAGAUUUUUUUAAAGAGCUCAGGAAGACGUGCUGUCAUUAGCAAAUAAGGAAGGAGUUGCGAGAAAGAAGAAGUUUUAACAAAUGAGGUUCGGUUUACUCAGAAACCGGAGUAAUUAAAGAUAUAAGUUACAAGUUUCAGGAUGAUGUUUUCCAUUAAAAUUGAUGUUUAUUAUUCUAAAAAGAGCAUUUUAUUCAUUGUUUAAGUGAUGUUGUUCUGCUUUAUUAUAACAGUAUUACAUUUCAAAAGUUAUUCAAACUUUUAGUUAAAGCAUGGAUGCAAAAAUGUAAAGUAUUGAUGAAUGUAGAUAUGUCAUAUCACACAACCUGCACACAUGUUUAGCAGGAAGGGCUAAACACUUGUGAAUGAAGAGCUUUACCUUUUUUGUUUUUUUAACCUCCAAUUAUCAUUCUUCUCUCACUGUUAGUUUUGUCAGUUUUGUGUCAAUGUUAGUGCUCUAAUGUUUCUCAUCAGUGUCUCAUUAUAGUCUAAUAACUAUGUUUCCAUUCCAUUUCCAUUUUUAACUUUCAAUUUUUUCUGAUUUACUUAAUUUAAUUACCUCUACACAAAUUGGAUUUAUGUGAAUUUUUGAUUUUAUUCCAUUGUUUAUUAUUAUUAUUAUUAUUAUUAUUAUUAUUAUUAUUAUUAUUAUUAUUAUUAUUAUUAUUAUUUCUGUGCAUCUCUUUGUUUAAAAAAUAAUUUCAACUUAAAAUGAUUUAAAAAUUUAAAUGGAUUUUCAUCCAUGUAACCUGUCUUGAGUUGGACAGGUGUUUUAAAAUUUAGGAGUGUGAGUCUUAGAAAUUGUCGUUCCAUUUUUCAAAAUAAGCUAAUUUGCUUAUUAUGCUUGUACUUUGAUGAGAAGUUUGAAACCAUAUCUGUAAGUAAACUACUGCCUGCUGGUGUUUAGCUUUGCUUGGCACACUUUAAAAAGGGGAAACCGUGAACCUGGCUUUGCAAAGCACCUCUUCAGCUUAAUAAUUAAUGUGAUGUGUAUUGUUUGUUCAAUUCAUACAAUUUGUAGUUUGUUUCCAGUCUUUAUGCUAGACUCAAAGCUAGAAAUAUAUUUUUUUUGUAUUUGAUUGUCUCAUCUAAUCUAUUCGGUGUGAUCAAAAUAGGUACAAAACAAAACUUUGAGGUGGUCUGGUUGAACGUAAUCAAUGCAAAUAGGUGAGCAGAGAAGGAAAGUAAAGAAGCAUAUUUCACAAAAUGUCAAAUUAUUCCUUUAAAUGCCUGAAAAUGUGUUCCUGUAAUUCCAUUGUAUCUAAACUAUAUUUCACAUUGUGUACGGUAACUGAAUCAAUAAAUCAUCCAGUGUGUGUCAGUUCAGUAUGUUCACAAGUAUUCCUCUCCGUCAUGGCCACUAGAGCUCAUGUUGACUGCAUGAAGAGUUACAACCCCUGUCCACUGGGUGUCACACCAGUACACAUAUUGUUGUAGUCAUUCUCAAACAGAUUCAGUAUUGAUCAUUUUUGCUAUUGCUCUUCAAUUAUUUGUCCUAUUUCUCGAGGAAACAGUAAAUUUCUGUUAUUGUUUCUAGGGCAGCACUUCCAUAGGAGUGCUGGUGCAAUAUAUCACAAAUUGCCAAAUGUCAUUAAACUGUCUUUAUAUUAUAUGAACUUAAUAACUAAAGCCAUGAAAUACAUUACAUUUCCAGAUGAGAAUAAGGGCAUAUCUUCUUUCCACUAAAGCUACAUUCAGUCAUAAGUUUGGCUUCGCUGUUAUUAAGAAAUUCAAAACAUCAUUAAGAGUCAAGACUGCUGAGACUGACGCUGCCGAUUAGAACAUAGAAGGCCACUGUAUUACCACUUCAUAAACCAAUUAUAUCAAACACAUGAUCGGCUGCCUCCCCCGUUUGCACAAAAAGAUGUUUGUUUCAGUCUACACAGCAGGGUGAGCUUAGAGAUGGGUCGCGGUUGCGAUGUUAGUGUACCUCACAGAUACUUGCAGAUACAGGAAGUAAGGAAAGUAAAAACUUGUUCAAAAGAGGUUAGAUAACAGUGCACCGCAUUGCAUAGCAGGAUAUCACUGAGACUGUUUUGAUUCUUUCAUCUGUGCUCCAGGUUUUCUGCUCUUUAAGUGAUUUGACCUCAAAACUGUUUAGUUUUC